CCGAUUUGUGCAGUUGUUCUGUAGAAAGAAACUGGAUUCAAUCAAUAUUUCAAAAUGGGAUAAACAGCAACAUUGAGCCAUCAUAAACCUAUUUGUCCAGAAAGAGAUAGAUUGAUAGGUUCAAUACCAGUGCUACUCAAGAAAAUAACACAAGUCUCAAAAGUGCAUUUGUUGAGCUAUAAAAGUGCAAUGAUGGCUGAUGGAAAUGCUGGUGCUAUGGCUAUGAUGGGCGUGGAAGGAUAUUAUCACCCAGCUUGUGAAGAUAUACAUCAGAUUGACUUUCUGAACGAUGAUGAGCCUUUGGAUAAUAUAUUCACUCGUGUUGAUUCAGCCCAGAUCAUAUACACACCUAGGCGCAAACCAGCUAAGAUGGUUGGAAAAUACCUAAUGGGUGAUAUGCUUGGUGAAGGAAGCUAUGGUAAAGUCAAGGAGGCUAUUGACUCGGAAACACUUUGUCGACGUGCUGUUAAGAUAUUAAAGAAGAAAAAACUUCGAAAGAUUCCAAAUGGAGAGCAAAAUGUGAAAAGCGAAAUCAGCAUGUUGAAACGUCUCCAUCACAGAAAUGUUAUUGAGCUGCUUGAUGUACUGUACAAUGAGGAAAAACAGAAAAUGUACAUGGUGAUGGAAUUUUGUGUAGCGGGUCUGCAAGAGAUGCUAGAGAGCACCCCGGAUAAGAAACUGCCGAUUUGGCAGGCUCAUAAAUACUUCACACAGCUUAUUGUUGGUCUUGAGUAUCUCCACAGUCAGGGCAUCAUCCAUAAGGACAUAAAACCAGGCAAUUUGCUUGUUACCUUAGAUCAGGUCUUGAAAAUUUCUGAUCUUGGAGUCGCUGAAACAUUAGACUCCUUUGCCAAAGAUGAUGAAAUUGUCACAAGUCAAGGUUCACCUGCCUUCCAGCCACCGGAGAUCGCUAAUGGACUUGAUAGUUUCUAUGGCUUCAAAGUUGAUGUCUGGGCAAGCGGAGUAACACUGUACAACAUUACGACAGGGAAGUAUCCAUUUGAGGGUGAUAACAUCUUCAGGCUUUAUGAGAAUAUAGGUAAGGGAAAGUAUAGUAUACCAGAAGGUGUCAGCAAGCAUCUUGAUGACCUACUUACGGGAAUGUUACAAUAUGAACCUUCGAAACGAUUUACUAUACAGCAGAUUAAACUUCAUGACUGGUUUAGGAAGAAGCAUCCCCGAACCUUAGAGUUUAUCAAACCUCCAUCUUUACCAGAUAUGGAUGACCCUCUACAUUCAAUGACUGUGAUGCCUUAUAUAGAUGACCUCUACAGAGGGGAUGAAUAUGAAGAUGAGGAAUAUGAUGAUAACUAUGUCGAAGAUAUUCCUCUAGAGCCACGGGAAGUUCAAGUUGAAGAAAAACGUCACACACCCAAAAAGAAGCCUAAAAGCAAAAUUAGUGUAAAGAAAUUUUCGUUCAAUUCUUGUAAGCCGUCUUGACAUUGAAUUUAUUAGUAUGAGAAUUUGGAAAAACAUCCAAGUUUUUAUAAGACAAAAAGGGCCAGUUUAGAAUUACAGUAUCCUGAAUUGUUCUAAUUAACUUUGAAUAAGUGACUGACUUCAAAUGGCCUUACAUGUUGCAAUAUGAUGUACGAUAGAUUUAUGUACAAUUAUGUACAUGUAUUAUACAUGUACAUGUAUUUGUACCAUAUGACUUUCUUGGAAGACUGGUUAGCUGGCUUUACUUAAUGCUUUGAUAUUGCUUUUCAAGCUUUCAUUUGUGAAGGCACAAACUGCAUAUUAUGGUCCAUGAUUGCUUCUUUUAUAUUAUUUGAUUGUAAAAUAAGUUCCAUAUUAUCAUAAUUUACACCUGUUAUAUGUUUCUACUGUACUUCUACUUAAUUUG
Owenia fusiformis is the source of this 1846-nucleotide messenger RNA. The record is from the annotation of a GenBank genome assembly. Lineage: Eukaryota; Metazoa; Annelida; Polychaeta; Sabellida; Oweniidae.